This is a messenger RNA of Spodoptera littoralis (African cotton leafworm), 360 nucleotides long. The record is from the annotation of a GenBank genome assembly. Lineage: Eukaryota; Metazoa; Arthropoda; Insecta; Lepidoptera; Noctuidae.
AUGUGUGAAGUAGGCUACAAGGUCGUCAGACCUUUGAUGUCCAAAGAUUGCAAAGAAGCUCGUAGACGUGCGAUCGGACUGUACAGGGCGUUUUAUAGAUACAUUCCUUACAUCAUAAAAUAUUUCGACAUUGAGAAGAAUGAACAAGACUGUCGAUGGAAGUUGAGAGAGUAUUUUUAUAGGAACGCCUGCAUCACUGAUGUACGAAUCAUCGAUUUACUGGUGAUAAAGGGCUACAUCGAACUCAAAGAAAUAACGAGUUCGUGGCAACAGAAGUCUCAUGUGAUCAGACAUUGGAAUCCAACUAUUGAGCCAAAACGAUACGAUUUUAUCGGCAAAUUCAUGGCAGGCAUGGAUUAA